Molecule: messenger RNA, 1803 nt
Organism: Miscanthus lutarioriparius
Lineage: Eukaryota; Viridiplantae; Streptophyta; Magnoliopsida; Poales; Poaceae
Source: the annotation of a GenBank genome assembly
AUGUCGCGUGAUCGAUUGAUUGAUCGAUUGCCUUGCCUCGGACUGCUUGGCUUGGCUUGGGUUGCCGCGCAGGACCCGAAGAAGUACCAGGAGUGGGACUCCGUGACGGCCAAGUUCGCCGGCGCGGCCAACAUCCCCUUCCUACUGCUCCAGCUCCCGCAGAUCGUCCUCAACGCCCGCAACCUCCUCGCCGGCAACAAGACCGCGCUCUUCGCUGUGCCGUGGCUCGUACGCCCCAAUUUGCGUCUCAGAUUCCACCUCCUCUGUGUCUGCUGUGACGCUCGUUUUGACGGAUUUGAUCGCACGCUUCAGGGAAUGCUCACUGGGCUGCUGGGCAACCUCUCGCUCCUCUCCUAUUUCGCCAAGAAGAGAGAGACGGAGGCGGUAAUCGUGCAGACUCUUGGCGUCAUCUCCACCUAUGCGGUCCUCGUGCAGCUCGCCAUGGCGGAAUCCAUGCCGGUGCCGCAGUUCGUGGCCACUUCAGUCGUUGUGGCCGCAGGGCUCAUCCUGAACUUCCUCAAUUACGUUGGCUGGCUCCCUGGAACCCUCUGGCUGCUGUGGGAGGAUUUCAUCACAGUAGGCGGCCUUGCUGUGCUCCCUCAGGUCAUGUGGUCAACAUUUGUUCCCUUCAUCCCCAAUAGCGUACUGCCUGGCAUAAUCUGUGGUUCUUUGGCUGUUGCAGCUGUUGGGAUGGCAAGGAUGGGCAAGCUUUCUGAUGCAGGGGUUAAAUUUGUUGGGUCAUUAUCUGGUUGGACAGCCACGCUUCUCUUCAUGUGGAUGCCAGUGGCACAGAUGUGGACAAAUUACCUUAACCCAAGCAACAUCAAAGGGUUGUCAGCUUUCAGCAUGUUGCUCGCAAUGCUUGGAAACGGACUUAUGCUUCCUCGCAGUAUUCAUCCGCGAUUUGAUGUGAAAAGUAAUGGCAGGCAGAGGCAGGCAGCGGCGAGAAGCAAGAAGAAAAGCGAGGCGAGCAAGCAAAUCGAGGCAAGAAAGCGGGGUAGCCUGCAGCCUGCAGUCACCUGCCGCCGCCGCUGCCUCGCCGCGGUUUACAGCCUGUCGUUAGGGAUUGUUGCCGUUGGGCAAGUCGCGCUGAGGAGACGAGGGCAGGAGGGGCGGCGAGAUGAUGGAGGCGGGAGGCGCGGGAGCGGGAGGAAGGGACGAGAGGGUGCCGCAGUGGGGCGCGCAGGAGACGCGGGAGCUGAUCGUGGCGCGCGGGGAGAUGGAGCGGAGACCAUCGCGGCGCGCCGCAGCGCGAAGACGAUGUGGAGGCCGUCGCCGCGCGGCUCCGGGAAAGAAACUUCUGAUCCAGAAAAUGGUAGGCACUGUCCCUUCUUUGAAGAGCUGCAUGCCGUCUUCACAGAGCGUGCUAGAAAUAUGCAGCGGCAACUCCUUGAGUCUGAAUCUGGAACUUCUGUCAAAAGAAAACUGAAGCGACCUGGUGGUGACCGGUCAUCUGGGGAGUCUGAUGACGAGGAUGAUGAUGGUGAAGAAAGUGAUGAUGAGAAGCCGAUGCACAGCAGAAAGAGGAAAGCUGAUGACAAGAAACAGCAAUAUCAAAGAAUGUCUGAGAAGUCAAGAGCAGGAAUUUCAAGCAUCCAUGAACUGCUGCAGGAUUUCCUGGUGCAGCAACAGCACAUUGAUGUCCGGUGGCAGGAGAUGAUGGAGAGACGCCCCAGGAGCGGGUUGUUUUCGAACAACAAUGGCAGCAGACAAUGCAGAAGCUGGAGCAGGAGAGGUUGUUGCUGGAACACUCGUGGAUGGAACGGAGGAGCAAAGAAGGAUGAGAGAAGAAGCACGUGCUGA